Molecule: messenger RNA, 351 nt
Organism: Egretta garzetta (little egret)
Lineage: Eukaryota; Metazoa; Chordata; Aves; Pelecaniformes; Ardeidae
Product: Y+L amino acid transporter 2-like
Exons: 3
Biological process (GO): amino acid transmembrane transport
Cellular component (GO): membrane
Molecular function (GO): L-amino acid transmembrane transporter activity
Source: RefSeq, a predicted model, not a curated record
ACAUUUGGCAGUGAAACCCUUAGUUAUGCUAAGUGGAUAAUUCCUAUAGCAGUGGCCAUGUCUUGCUACAGUGGCUUAAACUCCUCAAUAAUUGCAGCAUCUAGGCUUUUUUACGUUGGAGCCAGAGAAGGACACCUCCCUGACAGUCUGAGCUUGAUUCAUAUAAAGUGCUUCACACCAGUCCCUGCUCUCCUCUUCAAUGGCUUAAUGACUUUGCUUUAUCUGCUUGUGGAAGAUGUUUUCCUCCUCAUUAAUUACUACUGCUUCAACUACUGGCUCUUUGUGGGUCUGUCUAUUGCAGGACUGAUAUAUUUGAGGUAUACUCAGCCGCACAGACCACGGCCCAUUAAA